CUGGAGAUCAGACCAGAACACGUUAUGUCAGUCAGAACGGCUCUUCCUCUGAUGAUUCUGCUCAUGAUUCAUGGAGUUUAUGGCCAGUAUGACUGGGGUGUGACUUACAGUCAUUCAUACAUGUGUGCACUAAAGGACUCAUCAGUGACAAUGACCUGCUUUUGUACAUUUCCACCUGGAUAUUGGAUCCUGAAUGUGUUCUGGACCAAAACACCUGUUCACAUAGAGCCUUUAGAUCUGUCAAACGACCCUGAAUACAGUCGAAGGGUUUACUAUUGGGACGAUCUUCACCAAUACUUCCACUUUCAGCUGAGUCGUGUGACCCUGACUGAUUCAAACCUGUACUAUUGCAGAAUCACUACUAAUGUAGCUCAUGGAAAUUGGAUUGGUGAUUCAGGAGUGCUGCUUGCUGUCACAGAUCUUCAGGUGGAGUCUCCUGAGAGAGUGACAGAGGGAGAUUCAGUCCGUCUGACAUGUAAAAGCAGCUGCACUCUGACUGACAGAUCAACAUUCAUCUGGUUCAGAAACUCACAGCCAUUAACCACAGGAAUUGUUGAAAAUAAACUUGACCUCUGGCCGGUCAGAAGAGAGGAUGCAGGCAGCUAUAGCUGUUCUGUAUAUGGGCACAGUUACAUCUCUCCUGUUGUUUAUCUCAGUGUCACGUAUGCUCCUGUGAAUCCUGUGAUCUCCAUCAGUCCAUCUGGUGAAAUAGUGGAGGGAGAUUCAGUGACUCUGAACUGCAGCAGUGAUUCAAACCCACCUGCAGAAAUCAACUGGUUUAAAGGAGGAACGUUUGUAGGAUCUCAAAGAAUCUACAGCAUCUCAAAGAUCAGCUCUGAUCACAGUGGAGAAUACAAGUGCAAGUCCAGAAAUAAACAUGGAGAGAAAUUAUCUAAUGCUGUGACUUUAAACGUCAUGUAUUCUCCCAGGAGUGUCUCAGUGUCCAUCAGUUCAUCUGGUGAAAUAGUGGAGGGAGAUUCAAUGACUCUGAUCUGCAGCAGUGAUUCAAACCCACCUGCAGAAAUCAUCUGGUUUAAAGGAGGAACGUUUGUAGGAUCUGGAAGAAUCUACAGCAUCUCAAAGAUCAGCUCUGAUCACAGUGGAGAAUACAAGUGCAAGGCCAGAAAUAAAUAUGGAGAGAAAUACUCUGAUACUGUGACUUUAAGUGUCAUGUAUCCUCCAAAGAAUGUCUUAGUGUCUGUCUCUGGUGAAAUAACAGAAAGUGAUUCAGUGACUCUGACCUGCAGCAGUGAUUCAAACCCACCUGCUCUGAACUUCAUCUGGUUUAAGGAGGAUGAAUCCUCAUCUGUUGGAUCUGGACAGAGUUUCAGUGCACUACAGAGUGGACGCUUCUACUGUGAGGCUCACAAUCAACAUGGAUCUCAGAGAUCAGAUGCUGUUACUGUCACAGGUCACCGUGGUGCUGGUUGGAAUGUGACUGAGAUCACAGUGGCAUCUGGAGGAGUAUUCAUCAUCAUCGUCAUCAUCAUUAUAUUAUUUAUAAAAAAAAUGAUGAACAGGAGACCUGCAAUACAUGAGUAUGAGAAUGAUGAUCUCAGAGUAAACAAAUAUAUGGCUCUUGAGCCCAGGUCCAGAUCUUCUGACCAGUACAACACACUCACAACUGUCCACCCUAGACCUGCUGUUCACCAGUCAGGCUCUUCUGAAUAUGAGAAUCAGUCAGUAAGUAGUAGUCUCAAUGUAAGUCUCAAUAUAACCAAUAAAGAAGAAACUUCUUCAAUACUAGACAACCGGUAUUAAACAACCCAUUUAUUCACUUACUAACUAGACUCGUAGAGUAAUUUUACCAACAGUAAAUACUUUUUAAAUAAAAAAUAAUGUGUCUGAAAUGUGUUUUGCUUGUCAUGUAUCUGUAGCCACACAGUGAGAUGCCACAGUAAGAUGAAGCACAAGUUAAACUGUACUUGACUUUAUCUCCGUUGGAUACCUACAUCACAACUCCUGGCUAAAUAAAUGACUUUGUGUGUGAAUGGCGAAUGUGUGUCAUUUUUUUUUCCAGUACAGUUACAUACAGAAUUUUUUGUGAUUCAUGGUUGUGCAUUUGCCUGUGGUCAAAAUGACACCAUCCACUCUU
This is a messenger RNA of Labeo rohita (rohu), 2095 nucleotides long. RefSeq names its product B-cell receptor CD22-like. Bases 25 to 1761 code for a protein of 578 amino acids. The record is from RefSeq and is a predicted model, not a curated record. The transcript has 11 exons. Lineage: Eukaryota; Metazoa; Chordata; Actinopteri; Cypriniformes; Cyprinidae.